Messenger RNA from Raphanus sativus (radish), 1117 nucleotides. Its product is annotated as GEM-like protein 1. The record is from RefSeq and is a predicted model, not a curated record. NCBI's taxonomy places the organism in Eukaryota, Viridiplantae, Streptophyta, Magnoliopsida, Brassicales, Brassicaceae. The transcript has 4 exons. The coding region runs from base 141 to 917 and encodes 258 amino acids.
AUUUCUAGUCCGUCUGAGAUCCGAACCGUGUUCCUCUUUUACUUAACCAAAAACAAAAUAAAACGCGUGUCAAGCCACAAUUAAUAUAGGGAUCAUAGGGAGGGAGAUCGUAUCGAAAGAAGAAGAAGAAGAAUCAAAGGAUGAGUGGGCACGAGAAUCACGAUGACGUCAGCCGGAUCUCUACUCCCUCCUCCGCAUCAUCGGAUCCCAAAGCUCCUCACUCCUCUGACUACGCUCCUUACCCUAAGCUCGAUCCCAACGACGUCACUCCUCCUCCUCCUGCUCCCGUCUCCGGCAACGCCGCCGCCACCACCAUGCCGCCUGAGUUCAAUCCUUACGUCUCUCCUUCCCCUGUCCCCAAGAAUACAAUGGACUCUGUGAAGGAUACGCUUGGGAAAUGGGGGAAGAUGGCAGCAGACGCCACCAAGAAGGCUCAGGAUCUCUCCGGCAACGUUUGGCAGCACUUGAAAACAGGCCCAAGUGUAGCUGAUGCUGCUGUUUCUCGAAUCGCUCAGGGGACCAAGAUACUUGCGGAAGGUGGAUAUGAGAAGGUCUUCAAGCAGACGUUUGAGUGCUUUCCCGAUGAGCAGCUUCGCAAGAACUAUGCUUGCUACUUGUCUACUUCUGCUGGUCCUGUCAUGGGUGUUAUGUAUCUUUCUACGCACAAGCUUGCGUUCUGUAGUGACGCUCCUCUUUCCUACAAGGAAGGUGAUCUGACCAAGUGGAGCUAUUACAAGGUGGUACUUCCGGUGAACCAGCUGAAGGCAGUGAACCCGUCAACAAGCAGAGUGAACACAUCUGAGAAGUACAUACAAGUGAUUUCUGUCGACAACCACGAGUUCUGGUUCAUGGGGUUUGUGACUUAUGAUAGCGCUGUCAAGAGCCUUCAAGAAGCUGUGCAGUCGCAUGCUCCAUGAGGAGGCUCCACCGGUGUCUCUAGUGUUGUGCAUUUAUAUGUAUGGAACAGUGUGUGUGUGUGUGUACUUUUAUACCAUUUCAGUUUGUGUUGUACAUUUUACUCUCCUGGCGAGUGAUGAUCAUAAAACGGAGCAUUGCUUAUGUUCAUUUACUUUUGUAUGAUUAAAUUAUUAUUUUAUUUACAAAUAAUCCCAUUGAA